ACAGUUGCACCCGGGCUCUGAAUCCAAUACCGCUGAGCAGCCUCCGCGUCCGGCCACGGAGUCAUUGCUUCAUAGCAGACCUGGGCCAGACGCAGACUCUACUCGCUCGCUCUUCAUUGGCAACCUUGGAUUCAACGUGACUGAGCGGAUGGUUAGGGAUGUUUUUAUGUCCAGGGGCUUUGCAGUUGAUGUCAAUCUACCGCUCGAGUCCAGGACCGGUAAGCAUGCAGGAUUCGGCUAUUUAAUUUUCUCCACUGCUCCGGAGGCAACACUUGCAUUGAGAGACUUUCAAGGAAUGGUCAUUGAUGGGCACUCUAUCAACCUGGAAUAUGUCGAUAAUUCUCCCAUCACGUCUCUAGCGGGGCAGGACCAAGGCGAAGAUGCCAACACUGCUACCGCAACCGCUCCUCAAACCUCGGGUGUUGCUCGACGUGGUACUAGCGGAACAAACGCCACACGACCGGCCAACACUGUACCUAACGAUACUGUUCACGACAUGCUACUUGCGGAGACGGAGGCACGCUUCCCACCUGUAUCUCAGCUCGAUGCACACAUAUUGGCUGAGCAAUCAGCUACGCCACCAGCCUCACAGUCCGCAAACCCAUCCAACCCGAGAGAAAUUUUGCAAGCACCGAUUGAAGAAAGCACGGGUGCAUCCCAAUUUCUUCCAGACCCCUCGCCGCGGGAAGGUCCGAGUCCGUCAUAUAAUGCGCCGACACAAGCAUUGAAUACACAGCCUCGCCACUCUCACCGUCACCUUCAUCGAUCGCGGUCCCAAGCUCACAUUCCUCGCCGUGCAGCGACUGUGAGAGCGGCUGAACAGCGCCAUGUAUCGAUCGAUCCAUUUGAUGCCCAGCCGAUCUUAAGACGACGAGCCACUGAACGCCAUUCUCUCCGGAACGGCCCAAGCAUAAGCAUAUUCGAUCCUCGGCACCCGGUCUCGAACCCGCAUCCUUCUCAGCGCUUCCGACCACAGUCGCAGAACCUGAGCGCACACGAAGAAGAGCCUAGUGAAGAGGCGUCUAGAAGGCGAGCAGAAAAGGAAACGAGGAGACAACGUGCUAUCGAUGACUGCGUCGCUUCACUAGUUCAGUUGGGGUAUGGAAAUGAGCAAGAUGGUGGGACGCAGAGGAUGGCUGUCUACGCUGUGGCAGCAAAUGGUGAGCUUGUUGAUGCCAUUGAGAUGAUUGAGGAAGAGCGAAAAGCGUACGAGCAGCGUGGCUAAUUUUGACGAGUUUCCUUUUCUCGCAGCUUGGUUAUGUAGCCUAUCUCCUCUUUGGAUGUUUUAUUGUAGGUAACGAUUGAAUUUGAAUAGUUCUCUGCGGGCUUCAGCCGUGUAAAGCAUGAAAGAUAAGGUAGUAGAUAGGCUAUCGAUAAGGUUCCCAGGCCACGGGUGAGGAUCGGCCCGGGGCCAUCCCAGGACAACAUUCCGUCGCAACCGUCAAUCAUCCAACUCUGUUGAUUUAUCCCCGCAGUCGUUUUCUUCCCUCGUUGAAAAUGCUACCCUGGCGACGGGCCUUUUCCACUUCUCUUGGUAGACUAGAACACGCGGCCGUGACGCGCCCUCAAUUUCUGAGGUGCGCUGAUGUCGAUAGAAAGAGCAAGCAGACACCCUGCGCUCUCGAAGGCCAGGAAAUAAAAUUACGAGGACUCCUCCGAUCUGUACGCAAGCAAAAAGAGAUUGCUUUUGCGGCAAUCAACGAUGGAACCAGCUUCACUCCCCUGCAGGUGAUUUUAAGUCCUGAGCAAGCCGCCGGGUUAACAACCGGAGCAGCAGUUGAGGUGUCGGGGAUAUGGAAGGCUAGUAAGCCUGGCUUGAAGCAAACUCACGAAUUGCACGCGUCAACUGUGACUGUUGUGGGUGAAUCAGAUAAAACGUACCCUAUCCAAAAGAAGUACCACACCCCCGAGUUCCUCCGUCAGCACCCUCACCUCCGCUUCCGGACCCCGUUCAACACCGUCUUCGCUCGUUUCCGAUCCGCAUGUAUAGCGAACUUUCCAAAAGCAUUCCGCGAUUCCCCGUUUGGGAAUUUCCUACAGGUUCAUCCGCCGAUAAUCACUUCGUCUGAUUGUGAAGGCGCCGGCGAGACAUUUGCAGUGGUGCCGCGGGAGACGCUGGUGACGGGGCUUCCGGAGCGGGAGCAGGAUCACUUCUUCCGAGCGCCCAAGUACCUGAGCGUGUCGUCGCAGUUGCAUCUUGAAGCGUUCUCAGCAGCGCUCGGUAAUGUUUGGGCGAUGGCGCCGGCGUUUCGGGCUGAGAGGAGCGAUACCCCGCGACAUUUGAGCGAGUUCUACAUGGUCGAAGUCGAGUCCAACUUCAUCUCGAAUCUUGAGGAUCUCACCAACAUGACCGAGGACAUUCUCCGCCGAUAUGUGCGGCAAAUGUACAAGCUCACAUCUACCGGUGAGUUUUUAAAAAUGCAGGAGAACGCCAAAAAGGAGCACCCCGAAACACAGACAUCGGGGGAUCUCCACCAGCGCUGGGGGCACUUCCUCAAAGGGCGCAAAUGGCGCCGUAUGACCUACACCGACGCCAUCGCUCGCCUUCAAAAGGCCGUCUCGGAGGGCAAAGCAAAGUUCGAACACGUGCCAACCUGGUCUACCGGCCUACAGCUCGAACACGAGCGUUACAUUGUCGACGUUAUUAACAAAGGCCGGCCUAUCUUCGUGACCGACUACCCCAAAACCAUCAAGCCCUUCUACAUGGCCCCGUCGCAUAGCCGCGACCCGACCAAACCCGCAGAAAAAAAUCCAGGCAAAGAAACAGUCGCCUGCUUUGACCUUCUUCUCCCGGAACUUGGUGAAGUCGCUGGCGGCUCGCUGAGAGAACACCGUCUGCCUGAGCUGAUCCAGAACAUGCGCGAGCAUGGACUUAUUAAGAAGACUGCCAUCGCAGUUGAAGAGACUGAGGGGCCGGAGGUAACAGAGCCUGAAGCCAAGGAAUCUGAGGUUCAGGAGUCCGAUAUCAAGGACACUGAGGUUGAAGAGUCUGAGGUGAAGGAGUCUGAGGUCAGAGAAUCCGAAGCACAGAAGACCGAGGUUCAAGAGUCAGAGGUCAAGGAGGCAGAAGUCAAGCAAACAGAGGUGGAAGAGACACAGGUCAAGGAGACAGAAACCCAAGAAACAGAAGCAAAGGAGUCACAGGCUACAGAACUAACACGCAAGGAAAAGAAAGCAAAGCGAAAGGCAGAAAAAGAGCAAAAAGCCAAAGAGAGAGAAGCGAGGGACAAGGAAGCCAAGGAGAUAGCAGCAAAGGAGCAACUGUACCCCCAUCUCCUCCCCGGCGAAGACCUCGGGCAUCUCCAGUGGUAUGCGGAUCUUCGUCGAUGGGGUUCAGCGCCGCACGGCGGGUUCGGUAUAGGCUUUGAUCGGCUUAUCUCAUAUCUGACCGGUGUGCAGAAUGUAAGGGAUGUCGUUCCUUUCCCAAGGUAUGCCGGCAAGGCGGACUGCUAGACAGCUCUUCGGUCACGGUUUCAUGUGUAUGUAUCUCAUAGGAAGGAAAUGUAUGAUAGGUUAAGGAACAUAUUCCCUUUUUUCUCUCUUCAUCGAACUUGAACUACAAUAUCCCUUAACUUCCCCCUCUUCUACCAAACCCGCACUCAUACUUAGGUUGCUAUGUUGCUCCAGCCCUCUCAGACCCAGGCAUGGCUUCAUGUCUCUGUCACAGUCACAGAGCACCACUGCGAACUCCGACC
This is a messenger RNA of Aspergillus calidoustus, 3695 nucleotides long. The record is from the annotation of a GenBank genome assembly. NCBI's taxonomy places the organism in Eukaryota, Fungi, Ascomycota, Eurotiomycetes, Eurotiales, Aspergillaceae.